Paraglomus brasilianum is the source of this 148-nucleotide messenger RNA. NCBI's taxonomy places the organism in Eukaryota, Fungi, Glomeromycota, Glomeromycetes, Paraglomerales, Paraglomeraceae. The record is from the annotation of a GenBank genome assembly.
GUUCCUACAGUAUAGAAAUGGAGCUGAAGAUUUUACGUACGAUAAAAGACAAGAUCAUAAAAUGUACAAGAAAGCUUUGGACGUGUUAUUAUUAUCUAAAGAUCAUAGUUACGCUCAACAAGCUCAGGCUUGUCUUUCUUGGUUUGAA